CAGCCACUGAAGGUGAAAACUAUGAAUGGCGCACACUUGAUAACGAAUACACUCAAUGCGGUAAUGAACUUGUCUGCUUUGGUACCAUGUCCGGAGAGGAUAUUGUUGCGGACGUAUUGGCAGUCAAUUAAAAUUCAAUUUAAGAUGGGGAAGUGUUCUUGAAAUCUGAUACUUGCAUUAAACACCGCUCAAAUCUUAGACUCGCUACAUGUCUACUUUUUGCAUAACAAUAUAGAUCCCUUAGAGCAUUUUUAAGACAUUGAAAAUUUAAUCCAAGAAAAUUCUGAAAAACAAAAGUGCCAGAAAAAAAAAGAUUUUUUAAGUAACACCUGAAAAUUUUCAAAUGAAAUGAAUUGAAUGAAAUCAGUCCUCGACCGCCAAAGUAAUCGGAAUCGUGCCAUAAAAAAGUAUGAUCACAUAUUUAAAAGAAUGUCUAGCACUACUAAGAAUUUUGCCGAAACUUUAUGUGCAAUUCUGAUGACUGAUAUACUUAUGGGUACCGAAAUUAUUCCAUAUAAGUCUUUGUAAAUUUCGCACGAAAUAAAGAGUCAUGAACUGAAAAACUGAGCGAGAACUCAGCGAUUCGAAACGUCGAUUUUGAUAAACCCUACGGAUGUAUAAAAGCACUACGCGCCCACGGGAACGCAUUCAGUUGUGCCAGUGACUUACUAUGUGUCAAUUUAGUCGACAAUUAGUUUUGCAAUUAAUAUUAGGUAUGGCAUUUGGCCAUACUUAUGGGCAACAAAUGUUCGAGCGUAUUGUCGACGGCAGUGCGGUGACGCAACAGAGAUAUCCUUAUUAUGUGCGUCUGCACUAUUAUGGAGAGUUCUCUUGCGGCGGUUCGUUGGUGCGGAAUAAUGCUGUACUCACGGCAGCACACUGUGUCAAUGGCAUAAAUAUGGAGGAGCUGCGCGUACACGCGGACACCAUUAAUUUGGGCGACACUGGAGUGGUUAGAACAAUCAAGUACGCGGUAAUUCCAAAAGAAUACGUUAUGGCGAAAAUAAAUUAUGAUUAUGAUGUAGCGGUGUUGAUACUCUCCUCUGCCAUACCGAGUGCAUCGGUGAUACCAUUGGAUAAAAGCGCGGUCACUGCCGGUACGAGUUGCCUGGUUAUUGGUCAUGGUUACACCAAAGAAAACGGCGACCUCUCAGAACAAUUGCAAGAGAUCCACGUACCUAUCAUGAGUCGAGAAGUUUGUCAGCACAAAUAUCGCGGUAUCCGCGUAAUUACACAAUCUAUGAUGUGCGCUGCGGAACGGGAUAACAAACACGCACCCUGCAAAGGUGAUUCUGGCGGUCCGAUGAUAUGCAAUGGUAAACAGGCUGGCAUUGUUUCGUGGAGCGUGGGUUGUGGGCGUGUCGAAUAUCCGACCGUUUACACAGAUGUUAGCAAGGUGUAUAGUUUCAUUGAAAAGGCACUUAAAAUGUAUGCGUAAGCAGGAAGUGGAGCAGAAUUAUAUGUUUUUGCAAUAAGUACUGUUAUCUUUGCUUGACUUAAUGCUAUUACGAUUAAAGAUAUUGCAAUUAUUUAAAUGUAGUUAUUUAUAAAAAUUAUAAUCUAAAAUUUUGUAUAUAUUGUACAUAUGAAUGUAUUAUAAAUGGUUUCGUAUGCCGGAAACAAAACUAAGCACAAAUCAGGUAAGCCUUGACUUUUACUACCGAAAAUGUGGUUAUUCGAAACUGUCGGCUUUUUGGAGCCAAAUUUGAAAUUUCAAAAGUUAAUUUACAUUCUGACAAACAAGAAACUGAUUAUGAGGAUAUCAAUUUAUUGGGUUGACUUUAGUCGAUAUAUUAGUCAAUUAAUGGCCAUUAUUUUUUGAGCAUAAUGAGAUUUUUGUCCAGUGAGUUUAAAAUUACGAUAUUACAGUCGCAGGCCUGUUUCAUUAGGGCUAACAGAAUAUCCCUGGCGCCAAGUAAAUGAAAACUAUUUAGAAAACAAAAGCUGGGAAGUUUUGCCUUAAUCGCACUAUAGCCCAGACCUUGCCCCUUCUGAUUAUUUGUGUGGUACGCCCUCCCUGGACGGUUCCCGUCAGAACAUGGUGUCAAGGGCUCCAAUAGCGAAGACAAAGUGCUCAUUUUGUUUGUGAGGUACGAUUAUGACUUAAAGUAUUGUAUAAAAUGGUUUCGGGAGCGCAGGAGGUUAAUUGCCUAGAAGUUCAUUCUGUAAAAAAAAUAUUCUAUAACUUUGUUCUAACGGCAGUUGAUACUGAGAUCACAUUUGAGAGCGUAAAAACUAAAUAAAUGUAUGUGUCAUGUGUGUUAUAUAUGUGUACAGUUGCGGUCAAAAUCUCAGUAGUGUGCAACCGUAAAAACGAACUGUUAAAAAGUAUGCGAUAUCGCCUUUAUAAAAAAAAAACAGUAAGUGAAACAAAAAAAACUAAUUUCAAUGAAUUAUACUUAAAUAUAUCAAUAAAAUUUAUGAGGAAGUUUGACGGCCAAUAACCUGGUAGUGUAACAUACGUAGGCUGCUAUAUAUAUUUCUGGACUAGGCAACACUAAGUGUUGCCAGGUGCAAUCUGACAUUUCCAUUGGAAAGUUUGACAUUUUUUAGCAUAACAUCACUCAGAACGUUUUGUCAUUUAAUCGUGAAUUGUUUUAUUUACAGGGAAUUAAAAAAUUCAUCUCGGCCAAAAAAUGAAUUAACUCGUGAACAUUUUCGUGCGAUCAUUUUUCACAACUUUCGACGUGGAUUAUCACGACAAGAGUGCAUCGAUGAACUAAAAUCUUUGUAUGGCUAUGAAGCACCAUCCUAUAGCACUGUGAAAAACUGGUACAACGAAUUCAAUCGUGGCCGACGCUCGCUCAAAGACGAAUUCCGUGAAGGUCGUCCAAAAACAGCCGUUGUGCCAGAAAACAUCGAUGCCGUACGUGAACUGAUAAUGCAAGACCGUCAUGUAACAUACCCUCAGAUAGAGGCAUGCCUAUGCAUUUCUCCUACCAGCAUACAUUCGAUAUUGCAUGAACACCUGGCCGUAAAAAAGGUUUGUUCUCGUUGGAUCCCGCACAAUUUGACAAUCGCUCAAAAAAGGCUCGUGUGGAUUGGUGUAAAGAAAUGCAAAAAAAAUACGAUCGCGGUGCUUCAAAAGACGUUUAUAAGAUCGUCACAGGUGACGAAUCAUGGAUCUAUGCGUAUGAGCCCGAAACAAAACAGCAAUCGACCGUGUGAGUCUUCCAAGACGAGCCAAAUCCAACGAAAAAAAAAAACAUUUUCGUUGAUAAAUAUGAAUAUUUUCAUCAUUAGGCCAGAAAUAUAUAUAGCAGCCCUCGUAUUAAACCCGAAAGUAAAAUAUUAUUUUUUUAUUUCUUUUUCAAAAUGGAUGUUGUUUUUUUUUAAUGAAAUUACUUAGUAUUAAGUUGCGGAAUCUUAAUUUUCUGGUAUUGCAGCACAGCGUCGUGGCUUUGAGUCAACGAGUUUUUGGCAUCUUUCGUUGGAAAUAGACCCCCAUGCGUUCUUCACAGUCUUCCACAGCUGGGUGGUUGAUGUCGGCUUACAUCUUGCUAUUGCCGCCUUGACAUCAGUCCACAAAUUUUGGAGUUGAUAGCUGGGGACUUUAGCAGCCAUUCCAUUACCUUUACAUCCCUUUCCUCAAACCAUCUUUUAGCAACUUUACUUGUGUGCUUGGGAUAUGACACAUGGUUUUCACAAGUAUUUCGACAUACGAAUCACAAGUCAUGUUUUCUUUAAUUCAAUGAAUCGGUCCUUUACCUUGCCAAAAAAGGCAUGACCAAACCAUGAUACUCGCAUUUCCAUGAUUUACCGAUUUUGUUGUAUACUAAACUUCGGCUGGUAUAAGGGUAUGGUAUGACGUCUUACAUAUUGACGCGAUUCCUUUCCGCUAUACUUAACAAUCUUCGAUUCGUCCUACCAUAAAAUGUUCCGCCAUUUUGUCGGAGACCACUUUAAAGGGUCUUUGGCGAAUCGAAGUCUUUUUUCAACUUGCGUUUUAGACAAUAACGGCACUUUUCUUGGACUGUGGGCACUCAUGUCGUGAUCGCGUAAAAGUCGGUGUACAGUUUCAAUAAUUGCAGCUACAUACAUACAUACAUUAAAGGCAUCUUUUGACAAAAGAAUCGAUUUAUUUCGCUGACAUUGCUGGCUUUUUUCCAUGUUUUUUAUUACUUGGUUAGUACUUGAUAGCGUUACGUACCAUUGUGAGCAACCAAAAAUAUUUUGGAUUUCGACAUAAGUUUUGCCUACAGAAACCAAUUUUUUUAUCAGAGUAAAGUUAGUCGGAUGUUUGAAAAUCCUGAUGUUAGUUAUAUAGGGACAAGGCCAUGUUUUCGCUCAAAUUUAUCUAUUUUAUCCACAAAGAUACACUGUUGUGAAUAAAACACGCUCUCUUUUUUCAUUGGAAUAACUCACAUAUUGGCCGAUAUAUGUGGUACAAAGUCAUCCCGAAGUUUGAAAAUAUUUAUAUUAAAUAAUGGUUUGUCAAAAAAGUCUUGCGGUAUUUUUAUUGAAUUUUUUUUUUUUUUUAUUGAAAUUGAAAUGAAAUUUUGAUAACUCAUGCCCAGCUCUUGACCGAUGCUACGGCUGCUACUAUGCCGGUCUCUUUCGACCAAUUCAGCGAUUUUAUCGCAAUUUUCGACGACAGGCCUUCUGGAGCGUGGCGCAUCUUCGACCACCUCUACACCAGAACGAAAACGUUGAAACCAUCGUU
Bactrocera dorsalis (oriental fruit fly) is the source of this 4663-nucleotide messenger RNA. Its product is annotated as trypsin I-P38-like. The transcript has a single exon. The record is from RefSeq and is a predicted model, not a curated record. Gene Ontology annotation, molecular function: serine-type endopeptidase activity. NCBI's taxonomy places the organism in Eukaryota, Metazoa, Arthropoda, Insecta, Diptera, Tephritidae. Gene Ontology annotation, biological process: proteolysis. The coding region runs from base 671 to 1438 and encodes 255 amino acids.